Messenger RNA from Linderina pennispora, 2917 nucleotides. RefSeq lists its product as uncharacterized. The transcript is spliced from 10 exons. The coding region runs from base 1 to 2775 and encodes 924 amino acids. The record is from RefSeq and is a predicted model, not a curated record. Lineage: Eukaryota; Fungi; Kickxellomycota; Kickxellomycetes; Kickxellales; Kickxellaceae.
AUGCACUGCCAGGACUGGACAUGGUCGUUUGUCCUGGGCUGGCUGGUGGUGGCAAUAGCUCUGGUGCAGAGCGCCGCAGCAGCCUGGCCGUUUGGUGGAAAGAAGGGACCCGACGACAGCAUCGCUGGCACACGGACUACAACGUUCGUGGACCUGCUCUCGUCAGACGCGCGGUUCAGCGAGUUUCUGCACACAGUCCAGCGACUGCGGAUGGUGAUACCGCUCAACCGCAUCCGGAACGCAACACUGCUUGUGCCGACAAACGAGGCACUGAGGCGGUAUCGCAAGGAGCACGACACAACGACGGUGACAGGGAACGUGUACCGUGGUGUAUCGGACUUUCAGGCAUGGUACCAUCUGAUUGGGGACAGGCCAGUCAACUGGACGGACUUGGUGGGUGGGGAUAUGGUUUGGGAGUCGUUCAGCAGGCUCACGCACAUUUCCGGCCUUGAUCCGCCAAGAAACGGAGAGCACCAAUAUGGAGAUGGACGGCAUGUGGAGGUGAACGGCGUGUCUGUGCUCAAGACCAACAUGUCUUGCAGUGCAGGAAAUGUUUUUGCAAUUGACGGCCUGCUGACUCUGCCGCCCACCAUUCAGGGGGUGCUGCGCGCGAACGUGGCGGAUAAUCAGGCAGCACCCACAGAGCGCGCGGGCUAUGGCGACUACGACUUUGUCGAGAAGCUGGUUGCGGCAGCCGGUUGGUCGUAUGUGCUGGACAGCGAGCCGCAGCGCAAGAGGGACGAGAUGGAAGCCAAUCGCAUGCGCACGGUGUGGGCUUUCACAGACCAGGCGUUUAGAGACGAGUUUGGGUUUGCCGAGCGCGCGUACCUGAUACACGGCGCCGAGUUUGCCAAGGAUGACAAGGAUGAAGUAGCGCUUGCACUGAGGGACACGCGGCUGGUGGCAAGCCAGUUUGUCACCAAGGAGCCGGUCAGUCUGGCCCGGCUGGGCGAGGGCGAGCACAAAGUGGCCGGGUUUGUCGAGGGCACAGAGCAUACGGUGACUGUCGAUGCUGGGCUGAGCGGAACUGUCAACGGACUGCGCAUCAGCAAAGCAGACAUCAUUGCCAGAAACGGUAUCGUGCAUGGCGUUGAGAGCGUGCAGCGGCCGUCCGGGCUUGCAUUUACCCCGCAGAAGAUGCUGAUUGGCCUGAAUGCAACGCUGUUUGUGCGCGAGCUCAAGGACGCCGGGCUGCUUUCGUACAUUGACGGCUCCGAGCCCGACCGCAAGCUGACCCUUGCUGACGCCUUUGGCGCUGACCUGGAUGACGGCGACGACAUGCUGGUGGAAGCCGCGCAAAACGAGUACGACCUUGAUCCGACUGCCGGCCCUAUCGCCGAGUGGCGAGCCCCACACAACCGGCGGCGCGAGUGGGCGCAGUACCAUAUCGUCGAUGGACAGUACAACGUAGCCGAACUGGCAGAGACGCCGCUGGUGCGCACGCUACUGGCCAGCGAAUGGACGCAGGGGAAGCCGCAGGUGGUCAAGGCGUUUGUUGACCGGCCGCACGGGACCGCACGCCACGUGUCGUUCAACGGCGCCGACAACAUCCUGACAGAGCCCGUGGUGGUCGGCAACACGACCAUCUACCUUCUGUCGUCGCCGAUGCCCACACCACCAAACCUCGUCAAUGCCCUGAUACAGGAUCUGGACCUGUCGUUAUUUGUGGCCGCGAUGGGCGCGUCUCAGACUGCCAGCGAGAUUCAGCGGGAGCAGGGCAUCACGGUGCUGGCGCCAGUACUGGAGGCGUUCAUUUCCCUGGGCCUCGUGUGGUCGUAUCUGAGCCUGCCCGAAGAUGCCGAUGCACGCUCGGACUUGAGCCGUAUCGUGAAGUCGCAUAUCCUGACAAAGCCCGUGUACAGCGAUGAGAUCCCUAUGCACAGCGAUCUCAGCGCCGAUAUGCUGACGGUCAAGACGCUGAACGGCAACUCUGUUGGCUUGUACCGCACGCCCAAGGGCAUCUUUGUCGCGGCAGAGCAGAUCCAGGAUCCGCAGGCGCUGAAAAAGAGCACAAAGCACCAUAUCUCUGAGCCCGAUAUGCUUCUGCGGACCGGUGUGGCCCAUGUGCUGGAGCGCGGCCUGAUCAUGCCGCCCAAUGUCGACAUAACUUCAUCGAAGCUCCUGCGGGGAAUGAAGGCGCACGUGUUCCUGUCGCUCUUGGAGCGGUUCAACCUGACGCACGUCCUGGAGGCUCCCCCACCAGCACCGAGUGUGCCAGGGAAUGACAGUACCAAGAGCAGUGAUGGCGACAGUAAGCCAGUUGUUGGAUACUCGCUGCUGGUUGCCUCAGACAAGGCGUGGCGUGAGAAUGCAGCAUACCGCGAGAUGGUUCGUCGAGACCAGGAGGAGGACCGCCACAAUCCGUGGCGCAACUCGACCAACAAGGACAUAGAGCAGUACCUGGAGAUGCUGGUGCGCUUGCAUGUGAUCCCUGUUACCGACAUCCACCGAGAGCCCGGCGAGCGACUGCCUGCCAGCGACCUGACUCUGUCCGAUCGCAAGACGUAUGUGACCUUGCUCGAGGGCGCUAAACUGCGUGCUUAUGAGUUUGCAACCGACCGGUUUUCGCUGCAGCUGGACGGCAUACCGUUCUAUCAAUCGCCUGGUGGGAUCCCAUUCAUUUCCUAUGCGACCAUAGUAAGAGCCGGAUAUGGCCGAUCUGGCGCGGUGUUUGAACUGGACAGUGCGCUGAAGCUGCCGCCCAAGGACCUACUCGCACCUGGUGGGUGGAAGAAGGCGUAUUGGUGGACGCGUGCAGAUUAUCAGUCGCUGUAAAUAUUACACUGCAACUUCCUUUUGCAUAAACUGCUUUUGCAAUAUCGCAAAGGAAUACCAAUCCUCCCAAGGGCAUAUCUCUGAGCUCUCUGCAAAUGACAUGUAUUAGCAGAGUAUGUAGUGGCAUAUGAGACAUGGUAUG